UAUUGAGCUAUUAUACAGAAACGAAAGUGAAACUUACUUCUAUUACGAGCUCUGGGCUGCUAAUGUUUUGAACAAGUUCUGGAACAAGUGUGAACGCUCAGGCAUGGCUUGUUCCAGUGGCGUUGUGUCUGAAGAGCAGUUGCUGUGUUGUAUCUGUCUGGAUGUGUUUACUGAUCCAGUCUCUACUCCAUGUGGACACAACUUCUGCAAAAAAUGCCUUGGAGGAUAUUGGGACAGCAGCGACCACUGGCACUGUCCACUGUGUAACAAGAGUUUUGAGAACAGGCCAGAUCUCUCGGUCAACACUUUCAUCUCUGAAACAGCUGCUCAGUUUAGAAAAUCAGCUGAGCUCAAUGCCAGCAGCUCUGCAGAGGACAGUCCCUCCAAACUAACCAAAGUCCUGUGUGAUGCUUGUACUGGUGUCAAAAAGAAGGCUGUGAAGUCUUGUCUUAAUUGUGGAGCAUCAUACUGUGGGACUCAUCUAGAGCCACAUAAGAACAUUCAGAUUCUCCAGAAACACACACUUACUGACCCAGUGGAGAACCUGCAGGACUACAUAUGCAAGAAGCAUGAGAGACCCCUGGAGCUGUUCUGCAGAGAUGACCAGACAUGUGUGUGUCUUUUCUGCACUGAAGGAGAGCACAAGACUCACAACACUGUCCCUAUAGAAGAGGCGAGUGGUGAAUUGGAGGCUCAGAGGAAGAAAAUCCAGACACAAGUGCAGAAAAUGAUUCAGGACAGAUUGGACAAGACGGAAGAGAUCAAACAUUCACUGGAGCUCAGCAAAAAAAGCACAGAUGAUAAAACUGCAAGUGGUGUUGAACUCUUCACUGCUCUGAUGCGCUCCAUUGAGAGAAGCCAGGCUGAGCUGCUUGAGGUGAUGGAGGAGAAGCAGAAAGCAGCAGAGAGGCAGGCUGAAGACCUCAUUAAAGAGCUGGAACAGGAAAUCACUGAACUACAGAAGAAAGAUACGGAGCUGGACCAACUCUCAAAUGUAAAAGAUCAUCUCCAAAAACUUCAGAUUUACCCAUCACUGUGCAGACCUCCACACACCAAGAACUGGACUCACAUCAGGCUCAACACUCAUUCCAGUGAGGAGAUACUGGGGAGAUCACUUUCACAGCUUCAGACAACCUUCAAUGAUGAAAUGGAUAAAGAAAUACAGAAAUUAAAGCUGAGGCGUCAACAGAAGGAAGCAGACUGGAGAGGGGUGCUUCUAAUAAUGCUUCCAUUAGUUUUCCUUCUUGUAUUACAAUCAUACAACUUGUGGCUCCUGUUCUAUGCAGUGGAUGUGACUCUGGAUCCUGAUACAGCAAACAACUACCUCAUCGUGUCUGCUGAUGGAAAACAAGUGAGAUAUUCAGGCACUUGGCUAAAUGUCCCAUACAAGCUUGAAAGAUUUAGAAGUGAUCCCUAUGUCUUAGCAAGAGAGGGUUUCUCCUCAGGAAGAUUUUACUAUGAGGUGCAGGUCAGUGGGAAGACUGACUGGGAUGUAGGAGUGUCCAGAGAGUCCAUUGAGAGGUGGUGGCAGGUUUAUCCUGAUGCUAAAGAUGGUACGUGGUCUGUGCUCCUAAGGAAUGGCAAUAAGUAUUAUGCUUGUGCUGGUUCUUGUGUGAUCCUUUCUCUGAAACAGAAGCCCCAGAAGGUGGGGGUGUUUGUGGAUUAUGAGGAGGGUCUGGUCUCCUUUUAUGAUGUGGAGGUCUCAGGCCGCAGGUCUCCUAUCUACUCUUUCACUGGUCAGUCUUUCACUAAGACACUUUAUCCAUUCUUUUGCACAGGUUUGGCUUCUGGAUCUAAAAACUCAGCUCCACUCAUCAUCUCUCAUGUAUAUAAAGGCCUGGCUACACUGAGGCAGUUUUUCAACAAUUAUUUGUCCAGUUGCCCAGUCAUGGCUUCAGUCAGUGAUUUCCUGUCUGAGGAUCAGUUCCUGUGUUCUAUCUGUCUGGAUAUAUUAACUGAUCCAGUCUCCACUCCAUGUGGACACAACUUCUGCAAGACCUGCCUCACAGAACACUGGAGAAACAGUCAACACUGGCAUUGUCCGUUCUGUAAUGAGAAAUUUGUAGACCCUAAAUUCAAGCUGAACACAACACUGAGAGAAGCUGUGGAUCACUUCAAAAGGAGUGGCCUGGAUAACCCUGAGGUUCUUUGUGAUGUUUGCAUUGGAGUCAAGCUGAAGGCCCUUAAAUCCUGCCUGAUGUGUUUGACGUCUUACUGUAAGACCCACCUUUACCCUCAUGAGCGAGUCCCAGCCUUAAAGAAACACAAGCUAAUAAACCCAGUGAAGAACCUGGGGGACUACAUAUGCCAGAAGCAUGAGAGACCCCUGGAAAUGUUAUGUAGAGUUGAUCAGAAGUAUGUGUGUGAUUUCUGUACUAACACAGACCACAAGACACACAACACUGUUCCGAUAGAGGAAGAGAGCAGGAAGACAAAGACACAGCUGGGGCAGAUGCAGGCCAAAGUGCAGUGGAUGAUCCAUGAACGACUGAAGAAGCUUCAAAAGAUUAAACACUCAGUAGAGCUCAGCAAAAGAAACACAGAGAAAGAGAAAGCAGACAGUGUUGAACUCUUCACUGCUCUGAUCUGCUCCAUUGAGAGACGCCAGGCUGAGCUGCUUGAGGUGAUGGAGGAGAAGCAGAAAGCAGCAGAGAGGCAGGCUGAAGACCUCAUUAAAGAGCUGGAGCAGGAAAUCACUGAGCUGAAGAGGAGAGACACUGAGGUGGAGCAGCUCUCCCACACUGAGGACCACCUCCACCUCCUACAGAUUUACCCAUCACUGUGCAGACCUCCACACACCAAGAACUGGACUGACAUCAAUGUUGAACCCCUUAGGAGCAUAGAGACUGUGAGGAAAGCUCUGUCUGAACUUCAGAAGAGUCUGAAUGAGAAGCUGUAUGAAGCUGUUUUUAGAGAAUUGAAGAGGUCUAAUGAGUAUGCAGUGAAUGUGAUGCUGGAUCCUGAUACAGCUCAUCCCAAUCUCAUCCUGUCUGAUGAUGGAAAACAAGUGAGACACACAUGCAGACAACAAAAUCGACCUGAUGACUCACAAAGAUUUGAUACAUGCUUUAAUGUCCUGGGAAAGGAGGGAUUCUUUUCAGACAGAUUUUACUAUGAGGUGCAGGUCAGGGACAAAACUGAUUGGGUUUUAGGAGUGUCCAGAGAGUCCGUUAACAGGAAGGGAAUGAUUACACUGAGCCCUGAGAAUGGGUUCUGGACUGUGUCUUUGAGAAAAGGCAAUAAAUAUGAUGCUAAUGAUAUUACUCUGGUUCCCCUCUACCUGAGAGAGAAGCUCCAGAAGGUGGGGGUGUUUGUGGAUUAUGAGGAGGGUCUGGUUUCUUUUUAUAAUGUGGAGUCCAGAUCUCAUAUCUACUCUUUCACUGGUCAGUCCUUCACUGAGAAACUCUAUCCAUUUUUCAGCCCUGGUAAUAAUGAUGGAGGUAAAAACUCAGCUCCACUGAUCAUUUCAUUCGUGUCUAAGAAAUCAUAAAGCAGUUCAACCUUGAGGAGUUAAAAUAUGUUUGCAAUGGAAAGAUGUGAGAAAAUUAAAUUUUAAACUAGAAGCCAACCCUAAAUUUUCGAUGUAGGAAACAUUUUUAUCACAUAUUACUUAUUGCCUUAUAAGGAAUUGUAUAGACACUUAAAAGAUAGAAGAUUCAGCAACUCAGCUGCCAGAAAAAAAUGCUACAAUAUAGAAUUAAUUUCCAGUUCAGAAUUUUCUACUUAUUUGUGAGACUGUCAGACACAGUAGAAGUACAUAAUCACAAAUGUGUCUGUAAGUGUUUUCUCAGUGCUACAU
Molecule: messenger RNA, 3799 nt
Organism: Colossoma macropomum (tambaqui)
Lineage: Eukaryota; Metazoa; Chordata; Actinopteri; Characiformes; Serrasalmidae
Exons: 14
Coding region: 104-3490 (1128 amino acids)
Biological process (GO): protein ubiquitination
Molecular function (GO): zinc ion binding; protein binding; ubiquitin-protein transferase activity
Source: RefSeq, a predicted model, not a curated record